Messenger RNA from Amborella trichopoda, 825 nucleotides. RefSeq names its product putative calcium-binding protein CML43. NCBI's taxonomy places the organism in Eukaryota, Viridiplantae, Streptophyta, Magnoliopsida, Amborellales, Amborellaceae. The record is from RefSeq and is a predicted model, not a curated record. Gene Ontology annotation, molecular function: calcium ion binding.
AUAUCGGUCUCGGAGAUCCACCUUCUUCGUUCUCCUUCGUCCCCCUGCACCUAAAAACCUUCAAAUUUUCCGGCCAAAAACCCCAAAUUCCGGCCAAAAUAAUGAGGGAAGAAUUGGCCAAGGCCACCCCCAUCAAAAGCCUGAGUCGGGAAGCAAGCCGGCCCUUGAGCUCGUUCAGGCUCAGGACCCCGAAGCUCAACACAAUGAGGCUCAUACGGAUCUUUGAUAUUUUCGAUAAUAACGGAGAUGGUGAGAUCACUGUGGAUGAAUUGGCUCAAGCACUUGAUCGCCUGGGUUUGCCAGCUCAAUUCUCUGACCUUGAAUCCGCGGUUGAAGGAUUCAAAAAACCUGAGAUGUCCGGCUUAGACUUUGAUGACUUUUGUGCUCUACACAAGUCACUCGGGGAUGAGCUUCUCGGCCAUGAGGAUGAAAAUUACGCGGGAGAUGGGGAAGAUUUUGGUGAAAAUGGAGGAAAACCGAGCGACAGUGCCGAUUUGGAAGAGGCCUUUAAGGUGUUCGAUGAGGAUGGGGAUGGAUUCAUAUCUGCAAAAGAAUUGCAAAUUGUUCUCAAGAAACUCGGGCUUCCAGAGGGCGGCGAGAUCGACAAGGUGCGCCAAAUGAUCUGCAAUGUCGAUCAAAACCACGAUGGACAAGUCGAUUUUCACGAGUUCAAGCACAUGAUGCGUCACAUAACCGUUCCGACUGCAUGAUUCCCCCCGGUUAUUUUUAUCUUGAUUAUCUUUUUUAUUUUUGUGUUUUGUUACAUGAGAUACUUAUAUGCUAUGCAAAGAAAAAAGAAAAAUGAAAGAAAAAAUUGUUUUGUAA